AUGGACGGUCGAUGGUGCAACAGAGCGGCUAUAUAUUAUUUUUGUUACGGUUGCUCGGCGAAUCGGCUACGUACUUCGGAGUUUAGACCACAAGAAGCCGAUACCGCGGCGAAGACUUUCAAGCGAAGGAACGGCGGUCGUAACAAGCAUGGCCGCGGUCACGUUAACUUCGUCCGCUACUCCAACUGCGGAAAGUGCUGCCCCAAGGACAAGGCAAUUAAGAGGUUCCUCGUGAGGAACAUAGUGGAGCAGGCUGCCGUCAGGGAUGUUCAGGAGGCUUGUGCUUAUGAGGGGUACCUUCUUCCAAAAUUAUAUAUCAAGAUGCAGUACUGUGUCUCUUGUGCAAUCCACUCCGAGGUUGUUCGGGUGAGGUCUCGCACGGACAGGAGGAACCGUGAGCCGCCGCAGCGUUUUAGACGCCGGGAUGAUCUUGCAAGACCUGGUCAAGGUCCUCGUCCAGUUGCGGCUGGAAAUCCUGCUGCUCGUCCAUGAUGCCGAGGUUUUCUGUGGACUAUAUUGUGAGUAAAAUAAAGAAAAGUAUCCAUUUAUUAUC
Molecule: messenger RNA, 553 nt
Organism: Musa acuminata AAA Group (dessert banana)
Lineage: Eukaryota; Viridiplantae; Streptophyta; Magnoliopsida; Zingiberales; Musaceae
Product: small ribosomal subunit protein eS26x-like
Exons: 5
Coding region: 1-492 (163 amino acids)
Biological process (GO): translation
Cellular component (GO): ribosome; cytosolic small ribosomal subunit
Molecular function (GO): mRNA binding; structural constituent of ribosome
Source: RefSeq, a predicted model, not a curated record